UUGCUUUCUAUCUCCUUCUACAAACCUUCAACUUUCCAAAACUCGUUAAAAAGAAAAUUUUAAAAGGAAAAAAAAAUGGAGAAUAUGUUUCGUUUGAUAGAUCAUGAUCAAGAAGUAACAAAUAACCGGUGCAUUUGGGUCAACGGACCGGUUAUCGUCGGAGCAGGACCGUCCGGUUUAGCAACAGCCGCUUGUCUCAAGGAACAAAACGUUCCUUUCGUUGUUCUCGAGAGAGCAGAUUGCAUCGCUUCCCUAUGGCAAAAAAGAACGUACGAUCGUCUCAAGCUUCACCUCCCCAAACAGUUCUGCCAAUUACCGAAAAUGCCCUUCCCGGAGAGCUUCCCUGAGUACCCUACGAAACGACAGUUCAUAGACUAUCUCGAGUCUUACGCCUCACGUUUCGAGAUAAACCCUAAGUUCAACGAGUGCGUGCAGACGGCUCGGUUCGAUGAGACGAGCGGGCUGUGGCGAGUCAAGACCGUGUCGGACGCCGAGUCGACUCGGACGGAGGUUGAGUAUAUUUGCCGGUGGCUUGUGGUGGCUACGGGAGAGAAUGCGGAGAGGGUGAUGCCGGAGAUUGAAGGUCUUUCUGAGUUUACCGGAGAGGUGGUUCACGCUUGUGAUUAUAAGUCCGGCGAGAAGUUCGCCGGGAAGAAAGUGUUGGUCGUUGGUUGUGGAAACUCCGGGAUGGAGGUUUCUCUUGAUUUAGCUAAUCAUCUCGCUAAGCCUUCUAUGGUCGUUAGAAGCUCCGUUCAUGUGAUGCCGAGAGAAAUAAUGGGGAAGUCUACUUUUGAGCUUGCAAUGAAGAUGCUGAAGUGGUUUCCUUUAUGGCUAGUGGACAAGAUAUUGUUGGUGUUGUGUUGGUUGGUGCUUGGAAAUAUUGAGAGAUACGGUUUGAAACGACCCGAGAUGGGUCCGAUGGAGCUGAAGAGCGCGAAAGGGAAGACGCCGGUUCUUGACAUCGGUGCUUUAGAGAAGAUCCGGUCGGGAAAGAUUGAUGUGGUUCCAGGAGUCAAAAGGUUUAAUGGAAACAGAGUUGAAUUCGUUAAUGGAGAGCUACUCGAUGUGGAAGCGGUUGUGCUCGCUACUGGUUAUCGUAGCAACGUCCCUUAUUGGUUACAGGAGAGUGAGUUCUUUGCAAAGAAUGGUUUCCCUAAAACAGCGAUUGGAAACAGCGGUUGGAAGGGAAGGACCGGGUUGUAUGCGGUUGGGUUUACUAGGAGAGGGCUCUCUGGUGCGUCUAUGGACGCGGUUAAUAUUGCACAAGAUAUAGGCUCUGUUUGGAAACUCGAAACAAAGCAACCCACAAAACGAUCAACGGCUACUCUCCGAAGAUGUAUCUCUCAACAAUUCUAAUUUUUAGGAGGAGGGUUAGAGUUUUAGGACAGAGAUAGAUUACAUCUUAGAGAAGCAAAGAAGAGAGCCAUCUCCUGAAGAAGACCCAAAGGGUGUUGUGUGUGUUUGUUUUUGUGUUACCUCCUCCACUUGUUGUUUUGGGCGUUUUGUGUAAACAGAGGGAUGAUGUGGCCUUUUGUGUUUUUUUUUUACAUUUUACAGUUUUAACUUUUUGGGAGGGUUAUUUGAUUUGUUUGUUUUCCUAAUUUGCAUAGUUUUGACAUCUA
Messenger RNA from Eruca vesicaria subsp. sativa (arugula), 1622 nucleotides. The record is from the annotation of a GenBank genome assembly. Lineage: Eukaryota; Viridiplantae; Streptophyta; Magnoliopsida; Brassicales; Brassicaceae.